UCCCACGGAAGAAGGCAUGAAGCAGAUGACUGAGCUGGUGGCCACCUACCCCCAGGGCUUCAUGACCUGGCUAGGUCCUAUGGUUCCUCUCAUCAAUUUGUGCCACCCUGACAUCAUCCGAUCUGUUCUCAGUGCCUCAGCUGCGGUUGCCCCAAAGGAUGACAUCUUCUACAGCUUCCUGAAACCCUGGCUGGGGGAUGGGCUCCUGGUGAGUGCUGGGGACAAGUGGAGCCGCCACCGUAGCAUGCUGACACCUGCCUUCCACUUCAACAUCCUGAAACCCUAUGUGAAGGUUUUCAACGACAGCACCAACAUCAUGCAUGCCAAGUGGCUGCGCCUGGCCUCAGGAGGUAGCGCCUGUCUGGACAUGUUUGAGAACAUCAGCCUCAUGACCUUGGACACUUUACAGAAAUGUGUCUUCAGCUUCAACAGCAACUGUCAGGAGAAGCCUAGCCAAUAUAUUGCUGCCAUCUUGGAGCUCAGUACCCUGGCUGUGAAAAGAAAUGAGCAGCUGCUUCUGCACAUGGACCUGCUCUACCGCCUCACACCCGACGGAAUGCGCUUCUAUAAGGCCUGCCGCCUGGUACAUGACUUCACCGAUGCCGUCAUCCAGGAGCGACGUCGCACUCUACCCAAGCAUGGUGGUGAUGAUGUCAUCAGGGCCAAAGCCAAGUCCAAGACUUUGGACUUCAUUGAUGUGCUGCUGCUAACCAAGGAUGAAGAUGGAAAGGAGCUGUCAGAUGAGGACAUCCGAGCUGAGGCUGACACCUUCAUGUUUAGAGGCCAUGACACCACAGCCAGUGGGCUCUCCUGGAUCCUGUACAACCUGGCAAAGCACCCUGAACACCAGGAGCGCUGCCGGCAGGAGGUGCAGGAGCUCCUGAGGGACCGUGAGCCUCAGGAGAUUGAAUGGGACGACCUGGCCCAGCUGCCCUUCCUGACCAUGUGCAUCAAGGAGAGUCUGCGGCUGCAUCCCCCAGUCACAAUGGUCUCUCGAUGCUGCACCCAGGACAUUUCCCUCCCAGAUGGCCGGGUCAUCCCUAAAGGUAUCAUCUGCAUCAUCAAUAUUUUUGGAACCCAUCACAACCCAACUGUGUGGCGGGACCCUGAGGUCUAUGACCCCUUCCGUUUUGAUCCAGAGAACAUCCAGGCUAGAUCGCCUCUGGCAUUUAUUCCCUUCUCAGCGGGACCAAGGAACUGCAUAGGACAGACUUUCGCUAUGAACGAGAUGAAGGUGGCGCUGGCACUGACACUGUUGCGCUUCCGCGUCCUGCCAGAUGACAAGGAGCCGCGCCGGAAGCCAGAGCUGAUCCUGCGCGCCGAGGGCGGGCUGUGGCUGCGGGUGGAGCCGCUGAGCACCCAAGCACUGUAACCCAUCCACUUUGCCCUGGAUUUCUUAGUAAGUAAACAGGUGUGACUCUGCCCUUGUAGAUUGGAAAGCACAAGCAGUGCUGUCAUCUUGCAAGCAGGGGCUGCAAGGUCAGAGUUACGGAGUCCACCUGGUUGAUUUGAGCCAAAGAUCCCUGACUUCCUCUGCAUGAUCACAGGCUGAACAUGAUGCAUGAUGACAUGGCCUCUAAUUUAUGGCGCCUGGUUCCUUCAUGCUCGUUGCCACCAAAGUUAUCCCAAACUAAAUCAUGUGGUGUCGCACUUCCCACCACCCCCUGAAAAUAUGCAAAAGUCAUAUAUUUUCCUUUGUUCAGAUUUUUCUGAAGACUCAGACCUGGGGCUGCCCUUCCAUCAUGUUUAUGGUGGCCAUCUGGCCAUCUCUCUUACUUUUACUACAACCUAUACCCCAUAAUGAAAUUCUUCUCCUUGUUUUA
Molecule: messenger RNA, 1823 nt
Organism: Arvicanthis niloticus (Nile rat)
Lineage: Eukaryota; Metazoa; Chordata; Mammalia; Rodentia; Muridae
Source: RefSeq, a predicted model, not a curated record